Messenger RNA from Penaeus monodon (black tiger shrimp), 1991 nucleotides. RefSeq names its product echinoderm microtubule-associated protein-like CG42247 (gene DCX-EMAP). Gene Ontology annotation, molecular function: microtubule binding. Gene Ontology annotation, biological process: microtubule cytoskeleton organization. NCBI's taxonomy places the organism in Eukaryota, Metazoa, Arthropoda, Malacostraca, Decapoda, Penaeidae. The record is from RefSeq and is a predicted model, not a curated record. Gene Ontology annotation, cellular component: mitotic spindle.
GAGGACUCCGGCAGGAACAUCACUUCUAUCGAAUUCACGCCCUCGGGAGACCUUAUCAGCGGAGGGGGCGAAGGACUCAUCACCGUGUGGGGCGUGGAUGCCGAGGGGGAGUAUUUUAUCAAGAGGGAAUUCCAGGCCCACACCGGACCCAUCAAUUCCCUUCAGAUUUUGAGUGAAGGGACGAUGCUCUCAGGAGGGGACAAAGACCGGAAGAUUAUCGCUUGGGACUGCGAUGAAGAUUUCGAGAAGAUCACAGAGACGAAGCUACCGGAGCAAGCGGGAGGCAUACGCACGCUGUACCCUCAACGACCAGGCUACCACGACGGCAACAUAUACGUAGGAACGACCAAGAACAUGAUUCUGGAAGGGUCUUUGCAGAGGAGGUUCAAUCAGGUUGUAUUCGGACACAGUAAACAGCUGUGGGCCGUGGCAGUGAACCAGCUGGAUGGAACAGUGGCCACAGCUGGUUACGACAAGCAUAUCGUCAAGUGGAGAGAGAACCAGCUGGAAUGGAGGAUUCAGGCCCAGAGUGAGUGUGUGAGCGUGGCGGUUCACCCAAUGGGAACCGUGAUUUCUGCAGGAACGAUAGACGGACAUUUAGUUGUUCUGAACAACAACACGGGGUUACAUGUGGCUACUGUCAGAGUGUGUGGAUCGCCUCUGUCGUGUCUUGCAUAUAAUCCAGGAGGCGAUAUCUUAGCCGUGGGAUCCCAGAACGGGUCUCUGUACCUUUACAAGAGCUCGAAGGACGGUUUUGUUUACAAUCGGUUCGGGAGGAUGACGGGUUCUCAGCCUCUCUCGAGCAUUGACUGGAGCACUUCGGGGCGGUACAUGCAGACGGUCACUUCGGACUAUGAUGUUACCUAUUGGACCGUGAGAGAGCUGUCCAAAGUGAAGAAUUCUUUAGACGUGAGGAAUGAGACAUGGGUUACACAGACGUCUCCGCUCGGCUACAUGGUCCACGGAGUUUGGGGCGGAGGGAAGGAUGCUCAUAUCCAGGUGACGGUCGACAGAGGGCCCAGAGGAGACGUCCUGGCAGCUGGUGACACAGAUGGCUACAUCAGGCUUUAUAGGUACCCCGUGCUAAGUAUGCGCGCCGGCUACCACGAGUACAAAGUCUACACUUCGUAUGUAUCUGGAGUAAGGUUCUCUCACACCGACAACUACCUCUAUACCAUUGGAGGCACAGACGCUGCACUCAUGAGAUGGAGGCUCACAUAGAUACACUUGAUUUAUGUGGUUGUUCUCAUGAGGUGCAGUUCGUUUUUUUGGAGUGACAGAAUCGUUAGAGUGGUAUAACGGACGUCCCUCUUGGCUUACAGGGAUAUAUGUAAUAGUUACCCUUCUAAUAGUCCAUUUUCUAUGAUGCUAAUGAACAUGGUUUUUGAAGGGUAACUAAAAAUAAUGUAUCGGAAAAUAUUUUUUCCCUGGUUUAGAUAAGGAAUAAACAGUUAAAACAUUUUUGAAGACAUGUAACGUAAAGGCAAUCGUUAUAUGUCGUUUCGAGGAGUGGGAAAAAAAUCAACAACCCUUUCAGAGAAUCGGGACUUUGUUAAGCGGACCUAGACACGUGUCUGAGUUGCCAUUUGGUUCAAGUAUUCAUAGAGACAGAAGGUCAAAAGGUUCAUACGAAAAAAAACGCACAUAAAGAACACUGAUAUAAAUAUCAGUUGUUGCCUAUCUACUGUACGGGUUUGUUUACUCUGAGUUGGCAACGGUGUAGCUGGUCUACAACGCCAGAUGCAUAAAACGUCAAUUGCUGGUCGGUUGUGGUUGUUAACAAUAUUAACAACUUUGGCGACUUAUUUCUAGAUGGUGAGUCUAUACGUAUCAUUGAAUGCAUAUGAUUUGGCUUACUAGUCUAAUAGAAUAUAUUUACUAUGAAUUAUACGUUUGUGUAGGCUAUGUGCCUGCCGCUUGUAGGGCAUUUUGUUUCACAUGUGUGUUGGUGUGAGUGCGGGUGUGUCCGUGUGUGUGUGUGUGUGUGUGUG